UGGAGAGGCACCCAUCUAUAGUUUGGACUCCAUGUGCUGCUCAUUGCAUUGACCUCAUGUUGGAGGAUAUUGGAAAAAUCCCAUGGGUCAAGAUAUGUGUAGAAAGGGCAAGAAAUGUGUGCAAAUUUGUAUAUAAUCAUUCAUGGGUGUUGGCUCUUAUGAGACAAUACACAGAGUAGAAGGAGUUAGCUCGUCCAGGAAUCACAAGAUUUGCCACAAACUUCCUCACAUUGUAGUCCAUGCUUAGGUCUAAGUCUGCCUUGAGACGUAUGAUUGUUGGUGAGGAGUGGUCUUCCUCAUCCUAUGCUACCACCUCUACAGGGAUAGAGAUGGCAGACUGCAUUUUUGAUGAGCAAGGCUUUUGGGUCCCUUGUGAUGAGAUAGUGAAGUUUGUUAAGCCCUUGGUGGUUUUGUUGCGAGUUGCGGAUGGAGAUAAGCCUGCAAUGGGCUAUAUAUAUGAGGGCAUGGAUAGGGCGAAGGAGGCCAUUAGAUUCGUCUAUGGAGCAGAUGAGAGCACGUAUGGUCCCAUUUGGGAGAUCAUUGAUAGGAGAUGGCAUCAUCAGCUACAUAGGCCCAUCCAUGCAGCAGCCUAUUAUCUGAAUGCGGCAUUCCGUUUUAUCCCUUCUUUCAAGGCUGAUGCGGAGGUCCUUAAUGAGCUAUAUGCAAUCAUGGAGAAGAUGGGACCUGCUGGUACUUCUUAGAUAGACCUUUUUCGAGAGCUACAGAUGUUCUCAGAUGCACAAGGGGAGAUCUUCUCUCGUCCUGUCGCCAAAGACGGUAGGACAACUAUGAUGCCAGGUAAAAAUAAAUUGUUAGGCUUAAUUUUAGUUUUAUUCAAUACUAUAUUGUAACUUGUUAAAUGAGUUCAUGAGUGAGACUGAUUUUAUUUAUUUUUCUCAUUUCAAACUCACAUCA
This is a messenger RNA of Cryptomeria japonica (Japanese cedar), 915 nucleotides long. RefSeq lists its product as uncharacterized. The transcript is spliced from 2 exons. NCBI's taxonomy places the organism in Eukaryota, Viridiplantae, Streptophyta, Pinopsida, Cupressales, Cupressaceae. The coding region runs from base 240 to 701 and encodes 153 amino acids. The record is from RefSeq and is a predicted model, not a curated record.